AUGGUGGAGAAGUCAAGCAAGGGUCGCCAAAAGAUCGAAAUUGCGAAAAUACCGAAGAAAAAUCAUCUUCAAGUCACCUUCUCCAAGCGCAAGUCUGGGCUCUUCAAGAAGGCUAGUGAACUUUGCACUCUUUGUGGGGCAAAUAUUGCUAUAUUAGUUUUUUCCCCUGGUGGAAAGGUAUUCUCUUUUGGUCAUCCUGAUGUUCGGUACAUCGUCUAUUCGUUCUUCGCUAACAUACCUCCAACCAAACGUAGCGAUCUCAACCUAAUUGAAGCUCAUGAUCAGAAUGCUAGUAUCCACAAGCUCAACUUACAGCUCGCAGAAGUGCUUAACCAACUAGAAGCCGAGAAAAAGAGAGGUGAAAUACUUGGCCAAAUAAGAGCUAGCCAAGGCCAAUGCUGGUGGGAAGCACCAAUUGAUGAGUUAAGCUUGUUUGAGCUUCAACAAUUGAAGGUGUCCAUGGAGGAGCUUAAGAAGAUUGUAGUGAGUCAAGCUGAACUGCUUCUAAUGGAGGGCAAUGCUAACCCUUCUACUUUCAAUAAGGUUAAUGGGUACCCAAUGGUUGAUGAUUUUGAGUUUGAGAGGAAACUCAGUGAGAUUCAUGGUCUUUCCAUUGUGCCCCAUGUCCAUAAUUUUGGUCAUGGACUAGGCUUUUUCUGA
Molecule: messenger RNA, 660 nt
Organism: Vitis vinifera (wine grape)
Lineage: Eukaryota; Viridiplantae; Streptophyta; Magnoliopsida; Vitales; Vitaceae
Product: agamous-like MADS-box protein AGL62
Exons: 1
Coding region: 1-660 (219 amino acids)
Biological process (GO): regulation of transcription by RNA polymerase II
Molecular function (GO): RNA polymerase II cis-regulatory region sequence-specific DNA binding; protein dimerization activity; DNA-binding transcription factor activity, RNA polymerase II-specific
Source: RefSeq, a predicted model, not a curated record